This is a messenger RNA of Nilaparvata lugens (brown planthopper), 5760 nucleotides long. RefSeq names its product manganese-transporting ATPase 13A1. Gene Ontology annotation, cellular component: endoplasmic reticulum membrane. Gene Ontology annotation, molecular function: P-type ion transporter activity; ATP binding; ATP hydrolysis activity. The record is from RefSeq and is a predicted model, not a curated record. Gene Ontology annotation, biological process: intracellular calcium ion homeostasis. NCBI's taxonomy places the organism in Eukaryota, Metazoa, Arthropoda, Insecta, Hemiptera, Delphacidae.
UUUGGACAUGGUGGUGCCCGAGUUCAUGGAGCUGUUCAAAGAGCGCGCGACGGCGCCGUUCUUCGUGUUCCAGCUGUUCUGCGUCGGCCUGUGGUGUCUGGACAAAUACUGGUACUACUCGCUCUUCACACUCGUCAUGCUCGUGCUGUUCGAGUGCACACUUGUGCAGCAGCAGUUGCGCAACAUGGCUGAGAUACGCAAGAUGGGCAACAAGCCGCACAACCUACAGGUGUACCGCAACCGGCGGUGGCGACCGAUCCUGAGCGACCAGCUGGUGCCGGGCGACAUAGUGUCCAUCACCCGGUCGCAGAAUGACAACCUGGUGCCCUGCGACAUGCUCCUGCUGCGAGGACCCUGCAUCGUCGACGAGAGCAUGCUCACUGGUGAAUCAGUGCCACAGAUGAAAGAGCCACUAGAGGGCAUGGACUACGAUCGCAUCCUUGACAUGGAAGUGGAUGGCAAGCUGCACAUUCUCUAUGGAGGCACCAAAGUGGUGCAACACACGGCACCCGGAAAGUCGUCCGCCGGGCUCAGAGCACAGGACAAUGGAUGCGUGGCGUACGUGAUGCGCACUGGCUUCAACACGGCUCAGGGCAAACUGCUGCGCACCAUUCUGUUCGGCGUGGAGCGAGUCACCGCCAACAACCUCGAGACGUUCGGCUUCAUCAUGUUCCUCCUGAUCUUUGCAGUUGCCGCCAGCGCUUAUGUCUGGAUCAAAGGAACUGAAGACCCUAACCGCAGCAGGUAUAAGCUGUUUUUGGAGUGUACACUAAUCUUAACAUCCGUCAUCCCGCCUGAACUUCCUAUAGAGCUUUCUCUUGCUGUCAAUACAUCGCUCAUAUCACUAUCAAAACUAAGUGUGUACUGUACGGAGCCAUUCCGUAUCCCUUUUGCCGGCAAAGUAGAGAUUUGCUGCUUCGAUAAGACUGGAACACUAACUAGCGAUAACUUGGUGGUGGAAGGUGUAGCUGGAGUGGGAGAUAAACCUGAGCAGGUGUUGGCGAUGAGCAACGUGCCACUGGAAAGUGUUCAGGUGCUGGCCACGUGUCACUCACUGGUGCAGUUGGAUGAUGGCAUAGUCGGCGAUCCACUCGAGAAGGCCACUCUACAAGCUGUCGACUGGAACCUCACCAAGGGUGACGCAGUGAUUCCGAAGAAAGGCAAGGCGCCCGGCAUGAAGAUCUUUCAGCGCUUCCACUUCUCGUCGGCUCUGAAGCGCAUGUCGGUGGUGGCCGGCUACACGCUGCCCGGGUCCACUGACACAUCCUACGUGGUCACUGUCAAGGGGGCGCCCGAGACACUCAAACAUAUGUUCGCCUCAGUGCCGUCGACCUACGACUCUGUUUACCUGUCGAUGUCGCGUCGCGGCGCGCGUGUGCUGGCGCUGGGCUUCCGCGAGCUAGGCCGACUGACGCAUCAGCAGGCAAGGGAGCUGACACGUGACGUCAUCGAGGCUGACCUUCGAUUCGCCGGCUUCGUAGUCAUCAGCUGUCCGCUCAAGGCCGACUCCAAGGCCGUCAUCAAGGAGAUUUUGCAUGCCUCGCAUCUGGUGGUGAUAAUAACAGGCGACAACCCGUUGACAGCUUGCCAUGUGGCGAAAGAGUUGCGCUUCACGCAGAAGCGAGACGGAGUGCUGGUGCUGACCAGGAGAGAGAGUGAGAAGGAGAAGGAAGACGAUAAGGAGGAGGAAGAGGAGGAGUGGUUCUGGGAGUCGAUCGACCAGUCGCUGCAGAUUGAGCUUAUACCAGAAGAGGGCGGCUACAAGGCGUUGAUUGCCGACUACGAUUUGUGUAUUACUGGCGAGGGCCUAACCUACUUGUACGAGAAGGAGCACCAGUUUCUGAUGCGUAUCCUGGCUCACGUGAGCGUGUUCGCGCGUGUGGCGCCGAAGCAGAAGGAGCUGGUGAUCACGUGUCUCAAGGCGCUCGGCUUCACCACGCUCAUGUGUGGCGACGGCACCAACGAUGUUGGCGCACUCAAACACGCGCAUGUCGGUGUUGCAAUUUUGUCGAAUGCACCGGAACGACUGCCCGAGAAAAAGAAAGUAGAUAAGGAAAAGGUGAUAGAGAGAGAGAAACGAUCACUGAAUUCUCACGGUCCCGGACACAGGAAUGCUGACCAAAGAAUGAACUCAUCGAAUUCGACACACUCGCAGCUGCAGAAACUACUGAAGGAACUCGAGGAGCAAGACCAGGCGCAGAUUGUGAAACUGGGAGACGCCAGUAUUGCCGCUCCAUUUACUAGUAAAUUGUCUUCGAUCCAGUGCAUUUGCCACGUAAUCAAGCAAGGCCGGUGCACACUGGUGACAACACUGCAGAUGUUCAAGAUCCUGGCGCUGAAUGCCUUGAUCCUCGCCUACAGCCAGUCGGUGCUCUACUUGGAUGGGAUCAAGUUCAGCGACAUGCAGGCCACCCUACAAGGCCUCUUAUUGGCUGCCUGUUUCCUCUUCAUUUCCAGAUCUAAGCCACUGAAGACGCUAUCGAAGCAAAGGCCACUGCCGAAUAUCUUCAACCUGUACACCGUGCUCACAGUGCUACUUCAGUUCUUUGUGCACUUCGGCUGCCUCGUGUUCCUCGUGCAGCAGGCAUCCGCAUACACGCCACAAAAAGAUAAGAAACCUUUCGAUCCAGAAGAGGAGUCUGAAUUCGAGCCAGGCAUCCUUAACAGCACAGUCUACAUCAUUUCAAUGGCACUACAGGUCUCAACCUUUGCCAUAAACUAUAGGGGCCACCCGUUCAUGGAGAGUCUAUCUGAGAACAAGGCGCUGCUCUAUACCAUAUUCAGUUCGGCGCUGGCAGUGGUUGCGCUAGCCAUGGGUCUUGUGCCCGAAAUAGCGCACCAGUUCGAGAUUGUCGAGUUCCCCUCCGAAUUUCGGAAAACGCUGGUGAUUGUUCUGUUCGCUGACUUCUUCCUAUCAUUCCUGGUUGACCGCAUUUGUCUCUAUCUGCUCGGUGAGGGACAACUCAGGUUACGACCGUCAUCGAAACACUGACUGCUGUCAUUGCUAAUGAUGAUUAUGAUGACUGUCCUUUUGUCAUGUUGUCUAGUCCGUGGAUACAAGUUGAAGACAAGCUUGUUGAGAUGACAGUCCAGUUUCUAUGCCGAGAUUCAAUUAAAACUGUCAGGAUUGAUGUUAUGUAUAAGGAAUGCUGAAAGAGUGAUAUCAUAGAUAAAAGUUAAGAAGAUCCCAUGUUAUAGGUAUUUUAUGUUCCAAAUUUCAAGCAGAUUUUUUGUUAACUCAAGCCCAGUAUUGUCGACUCAUUACUGUGUUGUUGGUGGGAGAGUGUAGAGAUGCGUACAGAUAUACGCGCCGCGAACAUGAGCAAUUCACUUUUAAUCCGCUGAUGUAUCUUACCGUUUCUGUAAAGAUACAGAUAUAAUCAGCUGAUUAAAAGUGAAUUGCUAAUGUUCGCUGCGCGUAUAUCUGUACGCACCUUAAGAACAGCACAGUAUGAGAGACAACCAGCGUCACAUAGCUCCACGAAAAAGAACUGCUAGGACUAUCGGCUUGAGUUAACAUUGAAAAUUGGAACAUAAACGCCACAUACCAUGGGAUAUCUUCUUGGGCUAUUUUUUUCUCUAUGCUAAUAUUACUUUGAACUGUCUGUAUUCCUUUUAACAGCUAUAACGCUUUCCAUUAAAUCAAUGCUGAUAGUAAUGUUGUCGGUUUGAAAUUUGAAAUGACUUUCGCACGUUUUUUGAUUAUAUUAUUUGAAAUUAAAGGUUUGUUUUGAAGAUUAAAGUAGAAAGUCCUGAUGAUGUUGGCGAUUCAUAAAUACUGUACAUAAUUCGUCAAAUUCGGGUAUUAUAUGCACAUUAUUUUUAAUAUGCGUCUUUAUUUUGAAGAAUGAACUAAAUUCAUUCAUGAUUGAGUGUUGAAAACCACUUAAGAACUGUCACAAACUAUUUUCCUCUGGUGAUAUUGAGAUGUCAAAGUUUUUGAAAAUUUGUAAAGUUGUGAAUGUUGUGGAGUAUCAUUGUGAGUUUCAUCGAUUUCAUUUCAAUUCAAUCACUUUGUUUUGUCUGGUCUGUGACCACACUGUUCAAUUCAGACUGCAGUUUUCCCAGUUGUUCCAUCAGUUCAAGCUUAGUUUCAUACAAUUCUGUUAAUCUUGACACUGUAUGUACGUAUUCUUUGAACUCUUAGUAGAUUUUGCAUUCUUCAAAGUAAGGCGAUUUGGAUGAUGGCUUGGAAGUACAUUACGGAGAUUGUGAGGAUAGCAUUGGUGGCAAGCCACUACCUCCGUAAACAGAGGUAGUGGGCAAGCUCACCUCAUCCCUGCCCGUCUGACUGACAAAACUCAGGUCUUGACCGCAUUCAGCUAUUCAGUUAUUGUAUAGAGCAAUCAAUACAAUAGUCGGAAAAGAAAAAACAGGCAAUUUCCUAAUUUUGUCUCAAUUGUCCAAAUAUUAUGUAGAUUAUGUAAAUUUUAAUUUAUUCACCAAAUCAUCAAUCUUACACUACAAACCAGAAUAAAACAAACACUAAUUUCAAUAUAGACGCAUGGCUCCGUCUGUACUGUAAACAAUAUGUUUUCAAUUCAGCUUAUUUAAUUUUUAACUAACAACAGUAUGUUCAAAAUUGUUAUGACAACAUUAUGUUCUGCUAUGUAUGAUUUUUAUAGUGCGGGAUAUAAUACUAAUUGAAUUUCAAUUCCUAUUCCUAUUGAAUAGGAUAAAAGUUCGUUUUCUCUAAUUUAUUUAUUCUAUGAGUAAAUGACAUGGAUAAUAAUCUUUGAAUUUUCAAUCAAUCACCAACUGAUUUGAUUAGUCGAUUUUUCGGUAUUUUCUCAUUAUUUGAUCAUUUUAAGAACUUCCAGAAACACCUGGAUUGGUAAUCCUGUAAUAAUUAUUAUUGGGUCAUAUUUUUCUGGUUCAAUAAUUGAUUAUACCUAUUUCAUUAUGAUAAUCUGACCCAAUAAUUAAAUCACAAUUUAGUUAGAUUCAAAGAGACAAUCUUCUGUUUCUAAUCGUGUACCGUACUCACUAUAUUGAUGCAUCUAAUUUGUUCCUGGUGAUAUUUUCAGACUUGGUCUGUUGAAAUACCUCAAUGAUUAUUAUGGUAAUAAAAAUAAAAUAUUUUAUGUGUAAAUUAUUCCAAGUAUUUAAUGGUUAUUUUAAAAUUAAACUUACUGAAUCAUCGAAUUAUUUAAUAGUCAAUAAAACUGUAUCACUGUCGGUUAUUGAAAUUUGAUUUGUUAUCUCAAUAAUUUGUACAUGCCAGGCCUAUUAGUAUUUAAAUAAUUUAUCAACGAGUAUGGAAAAAAAUUGAGAGUUCAUUGUCAAUUCUGACAAUUUGAAUUUUGCACAUUCUUACUAGCUUUUACAAAUGUUUAGUUCUAUUCUUUCAACUAUCAUAGAAUCGCUUUGAUUUUCUAGUUUAUUCAAAGCUCAACUUCUCUGUGCAUUCUUUGUAUUUUCAGCUUCAUAAAGUUCAGAAAAUAAUAUUUGGUUGUUUUAUUAUAGAAUUCUUAGAAAUCCAUAGAAAAUGUAUAGAUAUCCAUAAUUGUUAUCUUAAUUUUAAUUUUCUCUAAAAAGUAUUGUAUUGAUAAUUUUUAUUCUAUUCCACGGUAUCAAUAACCGUAUUGUUGUUGAAGUUAGGAAUAAUUAUUUUUGUUUUGAUUGGAUUAUGAUUUAUUUCACUGUAAUGCGUUUGAUCAUGGCUUACUAUCUAUAGUAGGCUAUGGUUUGAUGGACGAACAUGUAUGUGAACAAGACUUUGUAAAUUGGGUAAAUAUAUAUAUAUGUAUAUGGUUUGUA